Prinia subflava (tawny-flanked prinia) is the source of this 3239-nucleotide messenger RNA. It is a transcript of the gene PRSS23, whose product is annotated as serine protease 23. The coding region runs from base 187 to 1305 and encodes 372 amino acids. Gene Ontology annotation, molecular function: serine-type endopeptidase activity. NCBI's taxonomy places the organism in Eukaryota, Metazoa, Chordata, Aves, Passeriformes, Cisticolidae. Gene Ontology annotation, biological process: proteolysis. The record is from RefSeq and is a predicted model, not a curated record. The transcript is spliced from 2 exons.
CCCCGCCCCGGCCCGCCCCGCUCCCAGCGCGCCGCCGAGGGCCGGCGCCCGGCGGGAGGGAGGGGAGGCGCUCCCGAGCCCCGCGGAGGCGGCGGAGAGAUGGGACCGUCCGCGGCCCCGCCACCUGCCUGAGCCGCUCCCGGAGCCGCCGCCGCCGCCGCCGCGGGGAGCCGACCGACAUUCAGAAUGGCAGCCUUGUCCACUUUAAUCCUGCUUUUGUGUGCUGCUAAAGAUGUGAUGCCUUCCAGUCCUCACUGGAAGCCAACUUGGCCGUCUUACAGAGUUCCCGUUAUCCUGCCGCAGUCUACCCUGAACUUGGACAAACCACAGUUCGAUGCUGAAGCCAGACUGGAAGUGGUAUCUCCGUGUGGCCCAGCAUGCCACAAAAGUUCUCCGCUGCCAACUUACGAAGAAGUGAAGAACUACUUGUCCUACGAAACCUUGUACGCCAAUGGCAGCCUCACAGAAACUGAAGUGGGCAUAUAUAUUCUGAACAACGGCGGCGAUGGCUCUCGAGGCAGAUCUCGAACUAAGAGGCAGAUCUAUGGCUAUGACAGCAGGUUUAGCAUUUUUGGAAAAGACUUCUUGUUGAAUUACCCAUUCUCCACAUCGGUGAAGCUCUCCACAGGUUGCACGGGGACGCUGGUGGCUGAAAAGCAUGUUCUUACUGCUGCUCAUUGUAUCCAUGAUGGAAAGAGUUACGUCAAAGGAGCUCAGAAACUGCGGGUGGGGUUCCUAAAGCCCAAACAGAAAGAUGGCAGCAAAGGGUCCAAUAUCACCAACUCGGCAAUGCCCGAGAAAAUGAAAUUCCAGUGGAUCCGAGUGAAACGGACGCAUGUCCCCAAGGGAUGGAUCAAAGGCAAUGCCAAUGACAUUGGCAUGGAUUAUGACUAUGCCCUGCUGGAGCUGAAGAAGCCGCACAAAAGAAAGUUUAUGAAGAUAGGUGUGAGCCCACCCGCAAGACACUUACCUGGAGGGAGGAUUCACUUCUCUGGCUACGACAAUGACCGUCCGGGAAACCUGGUUUACCGUUUCUGUGAUGUCAAGGAUGAAACGUACGACCUGUUGUACCAGCAGUGCGAUGCCCAGCCGGGUGCGAGUGGAUCUGGGGUAUAUGUGAGGAUGUGGAAGAGGCAGAACCACAAAUGGGAGCGUAAAAUUAUUGGUAUAUUUUCAGGCCAUCAGUGGGUGGACAUGAAUGGCACCCCGCAGGAUUUCAAUGUAGCCGUUCGCAUUACACCCCUCAAAUACGCACAGAUCUGUUACUGGAUCAAAGGCAACUACCUUGACUGCAGGGAAGGAUAAAGACAAUGAAACUCCUUGAAAGCACUUAAUGACUGGUUUUUGUUACUCAUCUGAGGAAAGGCUAGACUUGUGCUGCCAAUGCAUGUGAUCACGUAACAUCGGGAGGUGAUAAGUAGCUUUUCAAGCCAGCCACCUUGUUCUUAGGACAGGGACUGUGUGGUGCUAUCAUUACAGCCUGAAACUGGGGAGAAAGGAACGUCUGCAGGGUGGGGAAGGAGCAGGUGGACUUGCUGAAUUUGCAGCUGAGCAACUGAAGAUUAAUUAGGGGCGGAUCAGUAAACAGUAUGAAAACAGAACCGUCUCCAAAGAAUCUUGUAAAAGGGACGCUGUUGACUAUCUCAUGCCUACAAUGUUUGUUUUAAUAAAUCCUAGGAUUAGUAGAAAUGCUUUGAUCUGAACUUUUAAAAGAAAAUAUUUCUAUGCUGUUGGGGGCUGAAGAGGGGCAUUUAAUGGUGUUUGCAACCCAAACAUUACAGCUUUGUGUUCCUGCAUGAGAAAAGGGAGUGUGAAAAGGGCAAGGCAUGCGCUGUGGGAGAUGAAUGCCACACAAAUAGCGUGAAGGGUAAAUAACCACAUAACACUUCUAACUUCCUUUCAGCCUGAGUGAUUUGAGACUUUAUUAGUAACAUAGUUAAGAAAAAUGCUUUUUGAGCAAACAGACCUUGACGUUGCAAGGAUUUGACUGUGAAGAUGAUGUUGGUUAUAUGAUCAGUGCCAUUACAUCCUGCUUUGGGAAACACAAAUUGCACAUGGGAUUAAAUCUUUAUAGGAGCUGGGACCUAUGAAGGAGCAGGAUCCCUAUGAAUAUACUAGAAAGCAUGUGGGGAAAGGGAGUUACGUGUUUAUGACCUACUUAGACCUUUUAAGGAAAAUCUCAUGUUAGCAACUCAGAUUUUUGGAGGGGAAGCCUGUCUUCAUUCUUGCUAUCUACCUAAUAAUGCACCAUAUAGAGGGACCCUGGACUUGUAAGUGUCUCUCAGCCGUAUCCCUUUGACAGUGUAAUUUGGGCAUCUUGACAAAAAUUUCUUGUGUUUUUGGAAUAGGAAUCCUCCCCACCUAGCUGUUGAGUUACAAAUAAUUCUUGGCAAAUGCACAACUCAGGAUUUCUGCAGCUGGAAUAGAACCACUUUAUAGGAUGCAGCCUGAGUUUGUUGUGAAGUGAUCCUCUGCUGUCUCUUACAGAUAACAGUGGUAUUUUUACUAUAGAAGAAUUGGAGUUGAAAACAAGAAUUGUCUUUUUGAGGUAGAAACAGUGCAGCCAAAUACUGUAGCUCAGCAUUCAGAAAUUGACAUGGUCUCUACAAGUAGCCUUUCUUAGAUGGAUUGUGCCACUGUAUUUCAGUAACAUGAUUGAGGACAUGCUGCCAUGCCAAGAUUAUUUUUUUAAGUAGGAGGAUAGACACCAGCUCUGGUUUCUCUUCCAUCCAUCUGUCACUGACUCCUGAAGCUUCCCAGGUUGCCCAUGGUGCUUGGUGUUGUGGGGCAAAUGCAAGUCCCUGGUGAGAAAUAGCAAAGCUGGGAAGGAGUGAAUCCAAGCAGAGCUUCCCUGUACUAUACCAAUACGAGGAAAAUGUUAAUUCAGCUAAGCCUUUUUUACACUCUACUAAUUACUACGGCAUUUGUAAACAUAUGCCUGAUGGUGCUUUAUCUUUGUGGUGGCUUUGGCUCCAGUUCUGACAAACAUUUUUGCUGGAGCUGCCUAUGAUUAUUAUUUUUAUAGAAGCAGUGUAAAAAAAUGUGGACUCUCAUGUGGGUUUUUGGUGCACUCAGAUACAAGCAGUUACUAAUGCUUUGAAAUAUGAAUAAUCACCAUAUGUAUCUGAUGGUCUUUUUCUGACUUUAUUUUAAUUUCUUUUAAUCUAUGGCUGUUAUCUGGAGCACUUUUGUUUGAAUGUAUCACAUUGAAUAAAGAAAAGUUAUGGAAUUUCAAUGCA